UGUCGAUCUUAACUAAACAUUUAAACCUAGCUAGCUUGAUUCCUGCUUAUUCUUCUAUAUAAAUGCUGGAGUUUGGCCCUUAACUAAUAAGAGUAAUCUUCCAAAUCAAGCACGUAGUCCAAAUCAAAUAUGAGCUCGAUGGAGAAUCAGAAGAGGAGGAUCAGUAUCAUCCUUGUUCUUUUGUCAUGGAUUUUCAUGGUGGCCGCCAUGGCAGCUGAAAACACAUCAACAAUCCCAGUGAACGUGGGAGUUGUUGUAGACCUUGAUGAAGUGAGUGGGAAGAUGUAUUUGAGUUGCAUAGAAAUGGCGCUCUCAGACUUCUAUGCUUCCCAUGCUCAAUACAAGACUAGGGUCGUUUUGAACACCAGUAACUCCCACGAAGAUGUCGUUGGUGCAGCUGAUGCAGCUUUGGAUCUGAUAACGAAUGUAGAAGUGAAAGCAAUCCUAGGACCAAUGACAUCAAUGCAAGCAACUUUUGUUGUUAAACUUGGAGAAAAAGCUCAUGUGCCAAUCAUAUCAUUUUCUGCAACAAGCCCUUCUCUUACUUCACUUCAGAGCUCCUAUUUUUUCCAAUUUGCACAAAAUGACUCAACCCAAGUGAAAGCCAUAAGUGGUAUUGUUCAAAACUUUGGAUGGAGGCGAGUUGUCCCCAUUUACGUAGACAAUAUGUACGGGGAAGGAAUCAUGCCCUUUCUAAUUGAUGCCUUGCUCGAGGUUGAUGCUCAUGUCCCAUAUCGAAGUGUAAUUUCACAAUCAGCCACCGAUGAUCUAAUUGAGAUAGAACUUUACAAGUUAAUGACAAUGCAGACUAGAGUCUUCAUAGUGCAUAUGAUGCCUAAACUUGCAUCCCAGUUAUUUGCCAAGGCGAAAGAGAUUGGAAUGAUGAACAAGGGUUUUGUAUGGAUCACUACCAAUGGGAUUGGAGAUCGUUUAAAGGCAAUGGGAUCUGUUAUGAAUUCGAUGCAAGGAGUAUUAAGUGUUGAAACUGCUGUUUUAGACACAUUGAAGCUCAGAGAAUUCAAAACAAGGUGGAAAAGACAAUUCCAACAAGAUUAUCCAGAAAUCAUUGAUGUUGAGCUUGAUGCCUUUGGAUAUCGGGCUUAUGAUGCAGCUUUUGCAAUAGCCAUGGCAGUUGAAAAAGUUGGGAAUGCAGGCUUUGGAUUUCAAAAGGGAAAUGCUUCAUCUUUCAAAUCUACAGAUCUUGGAACUCUAAAGGUCUCUCAAUAUGGCUCAAACCUUUCUAAUGCCUUAUCUCUUACCAGUUUCAGAGGCAUAGUUGGUGAUUUUAGUCUUGUUGAUAGGCAACUUCAACUGUCAACUUUUAUGAUUGUUAAUGUGAAUGGUAAUGGAGUAAGAGCAGUUGGUUAUUGGACACCGGAAAAUGGAAGGUUAAUGAAGCAGUUGAAUUCAACAAACAGUUGUAAUGUUUCAGGUUUCAAGUGUGAUGCUCUUGGACCCAUUAUAUGGCCGGGAGAGUCAUCCUCCGUUCCCAAAGGAUGGGAGAUCCCAGAAAAUGGUACGAGGUUAAGAUUUGGAGUUCCAGUGAAGGAUGGUUUUACAGAGUUUGUUAAAGUAACAACAGAUUUGGGAACUAAUACCACUGAUGUCACCGGGUUCAGUAUUGAUGUGUUUAAAGCUGUAGUGGAACUGUUACCAUAUGCACUUCCUUAUGAGUUGAUUCCCUAUGCAUAUCCUAAUGGCACCAGCGCUGGCACAUAUAAUGAUUUAAUCUAUCAAGUAUACCUUGGGAAUUUUGACGGUGUGGUUGGAGAUGCAACAAUUAGAGCAAACAGAACAUUGUAUGUGGAUUUUGCAAUGCCAUAUACGGAGUCUGGUGUAGUGAUGGUUGUGCCAAUCAUAGACAGCAGAACCAAAAAUGCAUGGGUUUUUUUGCAGCCUUUAACAUGGAACCUUUGGAUGACUACUUUGUGUUUUUUCAUCUUUAUUGGUUUUGUGAUUUGGGUGCUUGAACACCGAAUAAAUGAAGAUUUCCGUGGUCCUCCUUCACAUCAAGUUGGCACAAGCUUUUGGUUCUCCUUUUCAACUAUGGUUUUUUCACAUAGGGAGAGAGUGGUUAGCAACCUGGGAAGAUUUGUGAUGAUUAUAUGGGUAUUUGUUGUGCUGAUAGUGACACAGAGCUACACUGCUAAUCUAGCAUCACUAUUAACUGUCCCAAAGCUCCGACCAGCUGUUAACGAUAUAAAUGAUCUUCUAAGGAAUGGUGAUAAUGUGGGCUACAUGAGGGGUGCUUAUGUUUAUGGUCUCUUAAAAGAAGUAAAGUUUGAUGAUUCCAAGCUCAAGGCUUAUGGAUCUAUGGAAGAAAUAGAUGACGCUCUUUCAAAAGGGAGUGCAAAUGGUGGUAUUGCUGCAAUUGUUCAUGAAACCCCCUACAUGAAGCUACUCGUUGCAAAGUAUUGUUCCAAGUAUACUAUGAUUGGACCAAUAUUUAAAACCGAUGGCUUUGGCUUCGCAUUUCCAAAAAAUUCCCCUCUUGUAUCUGACAUUACACAAGCAAUCCUAAAUUUGACGGAUGAUGGAUUGAUGACCAAGAUUGAAGAUAAAUGGAUCAAGAAAGAUAGUAACUGUAAAGACUCUGAUGGGAAUUUUUCUAGCAGUGCUCUUGGUCUUGACAGCUUUUGGGGCCUUUUUUUAAUUGCAGGGAUAGCAUCAAUAUUUGCUCUAAUCAUAUUUGUAACUUCCUUCUUGUACGAGCAUAAGCAUGUCUUGAUGCCCCCUGAUUCAGGCACCUCUAAGUUGAAAAGGAUUAGAACCAUGUUCGAGAUCUUCAAUGAAAAAAAACUUAGCUCUCAUACAUUUAGAAGCAGUCGACAUUCAGACAGUGGUGUUGGUGCUCAAGAUCAUGAAGUGAAAGCCUUAUCACCAAAUAACAACUGGCCAGAAAGUCCACAAAGCUAUACCAACCACACAGAUGCGACUUCUGUAUUUUCUGAUCGGGAGCAAGAAACACCAUCUCAUGGUCAAGCAUCUCCGGAAACCUUUCCAACUAUUGAGCUUGCCAUCACUAUUCAAGAAACCCAUGAAACUCCCGAAACAACUCGAUCAAGAGCAUAAAGGAAAUGGAAAACAAAGUUGAUACAACUUAUCGAUCAUCAUGUAUAUAAGUAUUCAACAAUAAAUAAUUAGCUUUUAAUAUGAAGCUUGUAUAUCCUUUCGAUCA
This is a messenger RNA of Rosa rugosa (rugosa rose), 3178 nucleotides long. RefSeq names its product glutamate receptor 2.8-like. Gene Ontology annotation, molecular function: ligand-gated monoatomic ion channel activity; signaling receptor activity. Gene Ontology annotation, cellular component: plasma membrane. The coding region runs from base 130 to 3072 and encodes 980 amino acids. NCBI's taxonomy places the organism in Eukaryota, Viridiplantae, Streptophyta, Magnoliopsida, Rosales, Rosaceae. The transcript has 5 exons. The record is from RefSeq and is a predicted model, not a curated record.